Messenger RNA from Megalops cyprinoides (Indo-Pacific tarpon), 2280 nucleotides. RefSeq names its product lanosterol synthase (2,3-oxidosqualene-lanosterol cyclase) (gene lss). Gene Ontology annotation, molecular function: lanosterol synthase activity. The coding region runs from base 58 to 2265 and encodes 735 amino acids. The transcript has 22 exons. The record is from RefSeq and is a predicted model, not a curated record. Gene Ontology annotation, biological process: cholesterol biosynthetic process; triterpenoid biosynthetic process. Gene Ontology annotation, cellular component: lipid droplet. NCBI's taxonomy places the organism in Eukaryota, Metazoa, Chordata, Actinopteri, Elopiformes, Megalopidae.
AACGCUCGAUUUAUCGUAGCAGCAUUGGGCAGCGUUUAAUUAUAAGGAGACUGUACAAUGACCGAAGGAACGUGUCUGCGGAGACGAGGGGGACCCUAUAAGACUGAGCCUGCCACAGACCUGCGGCGCUGGCGGCUCAGUAAUGUUGAGGGCCGGCAGACCUGGCGCUUCCUGGAGGAGGAUGAUACCAGCAGCAGGGAGCAGAACAUGCUGGAGGCCCAUUCCCUAGGGCUGGACACGAGCCAGUUUGUCCCUGAUUCCCCAGCUGCCCAUACUGCCAAGGAGGCAGCACUGAAGGGCAUGGAGUUCUACCACCUCCUUCAGGCUGAGGAUGGGCACUGGGCUGGAGACUAUGGGGGGCCUCUCUUCCUCCUGCCAGGUCUCCUGAUCACCUGCCAUGUGGCUAGCAUCCCCCUUCCUGAGGCCUGGAAGAGGGAGAUGGUGCGCUACCUGCGCUCUGUGCAGCUUCCUGAUGGAGGCUGGGGUCUGCACAUCGAGGACAAGUCUACCGUGUUUGGCACAGCUCUGAGUUACACCACUCUGAGGAUUCUGGGAGUCGGGCCUGAUGAUCCUGAUAUGGUGCGAGCCAGAAACAACCUGCACGAAAAAGGAGGUGCGGUGGGAAUCCCCUCUUGGGGUAAAUUCUGGUUGGCCGUCCUGAAUGUGUACAGUUGGGAAGGAAUGAACACUCUCCUCCCCGAGAUGUGGCUUUUCCCCACCUGGAUGCCAGCGCACCCCUCCACUCUGUGGUGUCAUUGCCGCCAAGUGUACCUGCCAAUGAGCUACUGCUACGCUGUGAGGCUCCAAGCCAAGGAGGAUCCCAUCGUACUCAGCCUCAGACAGGAGCUCUACAUCCAGGACUACUCGACCAUUGACUGGCCAGCUCAGAGGAACAACGUGGCUGCCUGUGACAUGUACACCCCCCACAGCACUCUGCUGACGGUGGCUUAUCUGAUUAUGAACGUGUAUGAGGCCCACCACAGUACUGCCCUGCGGGGGCGAGCAGUUAAGGAGCUAUACGACCACAUCAAGGCUGAUGACCGCUUCACCAAGUGCAUCAGCAUUGGACCGAUCUCUAAGACCAUUAACAUGCUGGUGCGCUGGUAUGUGGACGGGCCCACCUCCCCAGCCUUCCAGGAGCAUGUCUCUAGGAUUCCAGACUACCUCUGGCUGGGCCUCGAUGGUUUGAAGAUGCAGGGCACCAAUGGAUCCCAGCUGUGGGACACUGCAUUUGCAGUACAAGCCUUCCUGGAGGCGUGUGCUCAAGACACUCCCAGGUUUACAGAGUGUCUCAGACACGCCCACCAGUUCUUAACUAUAACACAGAUACCAGAUAAUCCACCAGAGUACAAGAAAUACUACAGACAAAUGAACAAGGGAGCGUUUCCCUUCAGCACGCGGGACUGUGGUUGGAUUGUGGCGGACUGCACGGCGGAGGGGCUGAAGUCUGUGAUGUUGCUACAGGAGCAGUGUCCCUUUAUCACUGAACACGUCCCCCCAGAGCGGCUCUACGAUGCCGUCAACGUGCUGUUGAGCAUGAGAAACUCAGAUGGGGGAUUUGCCACGUAUGAAACCAAGCGAGGAGGGAAGCUUCUGGAGCUCCUCAACCCCUCAGAGGUGUUUGGUGACAUCAUGAUAGACUACACCUACGUGGAGUGCACCUCGGCAGUGAUGCAGGCGCUGAAACACUUUCAUCACGUCUACCCUGAUCACAGGCCAGAGGAGAUUAGAUCCACCCUACGGGACGGCCUGGAGUACUGCAGGAAGGUCCAGCGCCCUGAUGGAUCAUGGGAAGGGUCCUGGGGAGUGUGCUUCACCUACGGGGUGUGGUUUGGACUGGAGGCCUUCGCAUGCAUGGGCCACACCUACAGGGACGGGUCAGCAUGCAGGGAGGUGGAGAGUGCCUGCGAGUUCCUCCUGUCCCGCCAGAUGGAGGACGGUGGCUGGGGGGAGGACUUUGAGUCCUGCGAGCAGCGGCGCUACAUCCAGAGCGAGAGGUCCCAGAUUCACAACACCUGCUGGGCGCUGCUGGGGCUUAUGGCUGCCAGGUACCCUGAUGACAGGGUGGUAGAGAAGGGGAUACAGGUUCUGAUUGAUAAGCAGCUGCCCAAUGGAGACUGGCCACAGGAGAACAUAGCCGGUGUGUUCAACAAGAGCUGCGCCAUCAGCUACACCUCCUACAGGAACGUGUUCCCCGUUUGGACACUGGGGCGGUUCAGCCGCCUGUACCCCUCCAGUCCCCUCGCAGGGAAGCUCAAGCUGUGAGGGGUCAGGGGUCAC